AUGGCGGACACCGAGAGGCCCAUUAGCAUAUUGCCGUCCAUCAAAUGUUCAGACUGCGGCGUCGAGAUCGAGAUCUCGAAGAUGGCCGACCAUGUCUGCGGCCCAGCCCCCGAGCCUGAGCCCGUUGCCCCAGCACCAAAGGCCACAAAGAAAUUCUUCGACCGCGCCGCCAGCAGCAUUCGCUCGUCGACUGCCGCCUUCAAGCCUGGUCGCUCAGCACCACCGCCUAGCAUUGACUCCGGCGUCGCCAACAAGCCCUUCGCCGGACGCGCCCAGGCGACCGCCGAUCCUUUGACCCCGAACAGCAACCCAAAUUCCAGAAAUCAACCAAACCUCGAACCCGAGAGCUCUCUGGAACCAAUCAAGAGGCAACUCACCCCAACUCACGACUACCCUGAAUCCGACCCGAAUUUCGCCCCUCUGAGCCCGCGGCCCAAUGCCAGUGAAAGUGUCUUCUCUCGCCUGAACACGCUUGCCUCCGGUCCGUUCAACGUGAGGGAAAGAAAAACAUCAUUGAGGCCUGAGACGGCCGAGGAAGCAAGACCCAGCUCGUCGCACAGGAGGACUCCGACAUUGAGCAGCUUGAGGAGCAGGUCCAAGUCGCGCACUUCUAGCCGUGGGAGCAAUACCUUGGGCCAUGAACGUCAGCCAUCGACAGCCAGCACAGAAAGAUCGCGCUCGUCCAUGCGCUCCACUGGAUUGCCGGCGCCAGCUGAAGUUGGUGGGAAGCGCGUACCGCCUCCACGACCAGCGCGUCCUGAUGAGAACGUGGACAGCUUUUUGGAAGCAUUGCAGGGUGAGGCUAACCAGCCUUCGCUGGCGGGCUUGGGGAUGCGCUCGCAGUUGUCUCCAAUCCAGAAAGACACAAAUGGCGCUGCCAACAAGGCUUCCAUCUCACUUCCGAGGAGGCCUUCGGACAAAGUUCCGCCUCCUCCGCCGAAGUCUCUUGCACGAAACAUCUCGACCGACGACACCCCAGAAUGGUGGGAUUCUCCGGACAAGGCACGCCCGUCCAGUCCGGAAAAGCCACCUGCUGAGCCUGCUCAGCAUGAGAGGAAAGCAUCCGUUGCGGACGACAAUGCGAAAAGAUAUCCUCGCAGGACGUCUAGCCGCAACCUUAGUCUCAAGGACCUGGAUCUUGGCCCCAGACCACCUGUUCCUCAGCCCCCGCGCCUAGAGGUUCGUCCUCGUGGCACUUCCCACGCGCCUUCAGAUUCUGGCUCGUCUGAGGCCUCUUCCGGCUUCGAUCGCAGCAGCCGCUCUACGCCGCCAACCUCUGCAGGAGCCAGCCCUAUUGCUGAGCCAUUCAAGGCAUACAGGCCCUUUGACCAGCCUCCCUCGGGACCGCGCCCGGGAACUUCCACUGGACCUCCUCCUGAGGCACAGAGGAGGCCGAGCAUGAGCCGGCCAAACCCGCCGGAGAGUCUGCCUUUGAGCCCUCCGCAGCUUCGUGCUGUUCCAGACGCACCCGAGUCACCGAUGGACCCUGCCAUUCAGCGCGGUAUAUUCACGCCGAACCGGCCGUCGGAUUCUUCGGCACUUCCGGAGAUCCAAUCCGUUGUCCGGGAGGAUGAGAAGCCUCCUAUGCCUCCUGUCCCUGCCGAGGAGGAGCCGCCAAUGAAGCCUCUUACACACACGAGGACAGCAUCAUUAGGAAAGCGGCCCGGCACAGCGGGUAAGGGGAACUGCAGAGGAUGUGGUGAAGUCAUUGUAGGGAAGAGCGUCAAAGCGGCAGACGGGAGGCUGACAGGGCGGUGGCAUAAGCAAUGCUUCACCUGCAGGACUUGCCACUCCCCCUUCCAAACGGCCGACUUCUACGUCAUUGACAACCACCCGUACUGCGCACACCAUUACCACCAGAUGAAUGGUUCUCUUUGCAGACACUGCAACUACGGAAUCGAGGGUCAGUACCUGGAGACUGAGCGGCGGCAAAAGUUCCACCCGCAAUGUUUCGCAUGCGACACGUGCAGAAUGCCCCUGCGGGACGACUACUUUGAAGUUAUGGGGGUCGUGUACUGUGAACGCCAUGCGUGGCACGCAGCAAGACAGACAGGCGGCGGUCCGCGCGGCAUGCUGGCUCCAGGAGACCCUAGGCGCAACCCUGAAAGGAGGAGGACUAGGCUGAUGAUGAUGUGA
Molecule: messenger RNA, 2136 nt
Organism: Lasiodiplodia theobromae
Lineage: Eukaryota; Fungi; Ascomycota; Dothideomycetes; Botryosphaeriales; Botryosphaeriaceae
Product: Zinc finger LIM-type protein
Exons: 4
Coding region: 1-2136 (711 amino acids)
Cellular component (GO): Z disc; nucleus
Molecular function (GO): transcription coregulator activity
Source: RefSeq, a predicted model, not a curated record